Molecule: messenger RNA, 3864 nt
Organism: Brassica oleracea var. oleracea
Lineage: Eukaryota; Viridiplantae; Streptophyta; Magnoliopsida; Brassicales; Brassicaceae
Product: ATP-dependent DNA helicase SRS2-like protein At4g25120
Exons: 29
Coding region: 69-3632 (1187 amino acids)
Biological process (GO): recombinational repair
Cellular component (GO): nucleus
Molecular function (GO): 3'-5' DNA helicase activity; DNA binding; ATP binding
Source: RefSeq, a predicted model, not a curated record
UCGGAACACGGUGUCUCGGUAGGGUUCUAAUUUUCCCUCUCUUUCUUGGGAAAAAGUGAGCGAGGAAGAUGGAGAAUCACCCGCCGAACAGAGGAAUGUGGAAUCAAGAGAACAGUCAUACGACUCGGAUCUCUCAGUGCUUCAGGAUCGCGAAAAGGCCAUCUGAGAAUGCAGCUAACUCCUCCACUCCUUUUCCUAAAAGAAACAAGGAAUCGAUGGGUAGUGAAUCCAUUUCUCACAAUUCUAGCUUCAGAAGGACCCCUCUUAUGGAGUUAUCAGGGAAUACACCUCACAAACGCUUUAAAACAGGGUUCGAGUCAUCUCAUGUUGGUAUGAGCAUCCCUUCUCCUGAUUUUAGUCUGGAUAAGGAGGUCUUAGAUGCAUCUCGUUCUGAGGUUUCUGCGGAUCACAGAGUUUCAUCAGACCCAUUUGUUACUCCUCUGAAGGACGAGUCAGAAAGAGUUACACUAAGCUAUGGUGGUGGUUGCUCUACUUCUUCACUUCUUGAUGAUGAGAUUGAUGAUUCCAUUUUGGAAGAGAUUGACGCUAUCUGUGAGCAGUCAGUGAGAAAAGCAGCAUGUCAAACUCCAAACACCAGCAUGACUGAGGCUCCUUCCAGAGAUUAUCAGAGCAAUUCUUCACUUCUUGAUGAUGAAUUUGAUGAUUCCGUUUUGGAGGAGAUUGACGCUAUCUGUGAACAGUCAGCGAGGAAAAUAGCUUGUCAAACUCCAAGUACCAGCAUGACUCAGACACCGUCUAAAGAUAAUAAAAGCAGUGACCUUGAGGGUGGAUUGGAUUCUAGGGGUGUUAAAAUGUCUGAGCCAGACUCCGAGGUCAAGUUAGAGUAUGAAGAGGCUACCGUUGCUGCUGAUCCUGCAUUGAUCACUAGCAUGCCUGAGGAGUGUUCAAAAUAUAUGCAGUCUUUGAAUGAUAGACAGCGUGAUGCUGCCUGUAGUGAUAUUUCAACUCCUUUAAUGGUUAUUGCUGGUCCUGGAAGUGGAAAGACUUCCACCAUGGUUGGCCGUGUCUUAGUGUUGCUCAAUGAGGGUCUACAGCCAUCAAAUAUCCUUGCAAUGACUUUCACUACAGCGGCAACCGCUGAGAUGAGAGAGCGUAUAGGAAAAUCUGCUGGAAAGAAAGCAGCCAAAGAAAUAACAAUCAGCACAUUCCAUUCAUUUUCCUUGCAGCUUUGCCGGAUGCACGCAGACAAGUUACAACGUACAUCUGAAUUUUCAGUGUAUGGACAUGGGCAACAAAGAAGAGCAAUUAUUGAAGCAACGCGUUUAUAUGAGGAGGGGAAGAACGGAAACAGUACAUCAGGUGCAUGUGAAUCUGCGGAAGGUCUGAGUGGAGCCGGUGCUGGAGCAGUGUGUCCUGAAUAUGCCAAGGAUAGAUCAAAGAAAUGGCAAAAAUAUGUGACCCAGGCAAAGGCUUCCGGUAGAACUCCGGAGGAGUGCCGUAAGAUGGGCAAUGAGAUUGGAGCAAAAAUUCUUGGAAACUACAGUGAUAUCCUUAAAGCUUGUGAUGCUCUGGACUAUCAUGAUUUGAUUAGUUGUUCGGUCACCCUGCUCUCCGACUUUCCUGAAGUAUUUAAGGAAUGCCAAGACACCUGGAAAGCCAUCAUAGUUGAUGAAUUCCAGGACACUAGCACAAUGCAGUACAAGCUUCUACGAAUGCUGGGAUCUCAUAAUCACAUAACUAUUGUUGGUGAUGAUGAUCAGUCCAUCUUCGGUUUUAACGGGGCGGACAGUUCAGGAUUUGAUUCAUUUCGCCGAAAUUUCCCAAAUUACAAAGAGGUCCGACUGAUAAAAAACUAUCGAUCUUCCCGCCAUAUUGUGGAAGCUGCAUUUUCUAUUAUAAAAAACAAUACGAAGCGGUGCCAAUCUAAAAGCAUAUCGUCUGAAAACUCUCAGGGAUCUAAGAUUACUGUCAAGGAAUGCCAUAACGAGGAAGCACAGUGUGCAUUUGUUAUUGACAAAAUAAUUGAAAUCACGAAUGAUGGCUCAACACCUUGUUGCUCCCAUGGAGAUAUUGCCAUCUUGUAUAGGAGGCAGGUGUCAGGUAAAGUCUUUCAAAAUGCAUUCCGGCAGAGGAAAAUACCAUUCAACGUUCAUGGUGUAGCUUUCUACAGGAAAAAGGUUGUGCGGAUCAUUUUGGCCAUGCUGAGAACAACAUUUUCCGAAUGUGAUGAUCUUUCGUAUCGACGAGUGUUUAAGGCAUUACUUCCUUUUGAGAAAGAGGAAAAGAAAAGGGUUAUAGAUCAUAUUGACAAAAUCUCCACUAGUAGGAAAUGCAGCUUCAUUUCAGCUGCAACUGAUAUCUUCAGUGCCAAAAUUUCUGGUACCUUCAAGAGGAACCAGCUUACCCAGGGACGUAAAGUGUUGCAAACUCUUAACAUGGUAGCAAAGCUGGUUGAUAGGGAACAAUCACUUUCAGCUGUAGUAACAUGUGUGGCAAAUAUGAUACCACAGAAAUACCUUCUUGAGCAACGAGCAGUUGUGGAUAACGAUGGGGGAAAACUGCUUAAUGAAGACAACGAUCUUAGAUCUGUUCUCCAGUACUUAAUGGAUGAUGUAGCGGAGUUUCUUUCCACUCAUUGCACCACAACUGGAGAAGAAGUGGAUGCAGUCAAAGAAAAGAAAGGCUGCAAUCAACUUAACUCAUUUAUCAACUAUAUCUCUGAGCGCGAAACUGAAAAUUUUCGUCUAAGAAGACAUGACAAUCAAAAUUCUGUCACAUUAACCACCAUUCAUCAGUCUAAAGGUUUGGAGUGGGACGUAGUUUUCAUAAUCAAGGCUAAUGAUAACGAGAUUCCCCUAUUGCAUGAGUCUAACGGUACUGCAUCGGAGGGUGGAACAUCACUUGAGGAAGAGCGUCGCCUUCUGUAUGUUGCUAUGACUCGUGCUCGCAAGAAAUUAUUUUUCUUGUACGUGACAGUGGAUUCGAACUGGCAGGUGCUCCAACCCUCACGGUUUCUUACAGAGAUUCCGAGCCAUCUUCUACAGGGAGACCUGAGCACAAAUGACUGCAGAAAAGUUCAUCAAAACCUUCCAAACAAGACUGAGCAGAGUGUGUCCGAUUUUGGAACAGAAUUAAAGCAUGAAGAUAAUAAACCAACCGAUAACAAUAUGAUGAACAUUCCAGUAGAUGAUGCUACCGAGGAGUCAAUAGAAGCCGCAUGUGCACUCAAUGGGAACAAUUUCCUUAAGAGAUUUGAUGUGGAGGUUAGAUCAGUUGUCUCUCACUUAUUUCACAUCUGGGCUAAGAAACAAGCAUUCCAGGACCCGAAGAGGCUGAUUGACAAAGUAAGGUUUGUGAUUGGUGAACGUUUGGCCAUCAAGAAGGAGAAGCACAAGGAUGUCUUACGAGCACUUAAAUCAUCAUUGACUUCCGAUGAAGCGUUCCAAUACGCAGAACAUGUACUUAGGUGGGAACAACUUCCUGCAGACACACGAGCUCAUAUAAUGCGAGAGAAACAGGAGCAUUUCCAGAAACUCAGAAUUGAAAAUUCAAUGGGCACAUCGGAAGCAACAAGUAAACAGAUCUCGUUUCUGCAUAGUCUAGGAUGCACGGUGGUCCCAACAUCACGUCUCCAUGCCUCCCGUUUGAUCGAGCAGUACAAAUCAUUGUGAGAUUGUUGAUGUAUAGCUUCAGUUCGUCAAUAUGAUAAAAUUAUGGAGCCUGGAAAUGAUUUCGAUUUCCAGAUGGGAGAAAGGUAUAUUGUGAUUUUCAUUCUCCCAUUAGUUAGAAGUCUGAAACAAACAGUUAAUGAUGUAACUCCAGCUUAUAUCUUUUAGUACUCAUCUCUCCGAGAUGCCACAUUUGAACGAGUUUAUGAGAUAAGAAGACUUUAUGUUUUGUAUA